Messenger RNA from Closterium sp. NIES-65, 1752 nucleotides. The record is from the annotation of a GenBank genome assembly. Lineage: Eukaryota; Viridiplantae; Streptophyta; Zygnematophyceae; Desmidiales; Closteriaceae.
AUGACACGGAAAUCCCAGACGGCACUGUUACCGCUGUUGAUAACUCUGCUUGUUUCGGCGACCCUUGUAACGCGUACAAACACGGAAUCGCAGCCGACCUCUUCCUCCUCCGCCGCCGCCUCGAUCUCCCGCCACGUGUCGCUGGGGUCCGUGAGCUACAGCCGGCAGCUCUACACGGUGUACAUGAAGGCGCUGCCGCCCGUGAUAAGCUAUCACGGCGGCGUGGACGGUCUACAGGCGACGGCUACAGCCGCUGCUACAGAGGAAGAGGAGGAGGAGGAAGAGGUAGAGGAGGCGGAGGAGGAGGAGGAGAGUGUAAGACUGGGAAACGAAAGAAGCAAACGAGGGGAGGCUGGUGAUUACGAUUAUCGGGAUUACUACGGGGAUUAUAGAGAUAGUGAUAGUAGCGACGGUGGUAACGAGAGAAGGGACGGUUACAAGGAAGGGGGCGAUAGGUCGGUUAGGGAUGCGAUAAAAGAUCGGAAGGGCGGUAGCGUGAGGGGAGAGAGGGGUGGCGAAGGAAUUUCGGCUAUGCAGAUUGACGAAAGACGUUUACAAGACGAACAGGAGGCACUGUUCGAGGAGGAGCCAGGGUUACAAGAGGAACCCGUCGCGGCAGGGAAUGCGGGAGUGAAGGUGAACUACGCCACUCUCGGGUCGCUCAGCGGAGUGGCGCCUCGCGCGCGCAUCGCGGUGUACAAAGUGAUUUGGGGCGGCAUGAGCAGCCUUGCUGACGUCAUGGCUGCUGUCGAAGACGCGGUGAAGGACGGGGUUGAUGUGUUGUCCCUCGCGGUCGGCGGCACGGACGACAAUUAUUUCAACUCCAUCUUUUUGUUACGCGCGGUUCAGGCGGGUGUGCUGGUGGUGGCGCCAGCAGGCAACAACGGCCCUCCCCCAACGCCCACCUAUUGGCGCACUCUAACGAAUGUCGCCCCCUACAUACUCACAGUCGGGGCAAGUGCCACGGACCGCGAGUGGAGUGCCACGCUCACCCUCGGCAACGGCACCGCACUCUUUGGGGUCACUCAGACGGGCGGCGACGGCGUGCUAACCGCCAACCUCCCUCUCAUCGACUCGGAAGAGGCCCAUGCCAAAGGCGCCGCCCUUUGGGAGGCGCGGCAGUGCCGCCCGGGGAAGAUCGACGCCGAGAAAGUGGGCGGCGGACUCGUCUUGUGUUACAUCGGUGGGAUCAGCCCGGAGAAAAAAGCGAGGACGGUUCAGGACGCAGGGGCACGAGGCAUGGUGCUUAUACCGAGAAACUCUAAUGAGAGCGUGCGCAGCGUGAGCGGAAACUUCCCGGUGAUUUCCUUCGGGUACCCCAAGGGUGUGCUUAUAAGGGAUUACAUCAUGAAGACGGCGAGUCCCACUGCUACUCUCUCCCACCUCGUUUUGGAGCAGCCGAGGAAAGUCCGAGCGCCGAUAAUGGCAUAUUUCUCAUCUUCUGGACCGCCGUACCGCCCAGGCUGGCCGUACCGGGCCCUUCCCACCAUCACCAACGACGUCUUAAAGCCCGAUUUAGUUGCUCCGGGAUUGACUAUCCUCGCUGCGGCGGCCUACGGAAACUCCCCGGGGUUCUCGAUGCAAUCUGGAACGUCGGUUUCGGCGGCGUGUGUGGCUGGGAUCGCAGCAAUGGUGAUGCAGAAGCAUCCCGAUUGGACGCCGGCUGCGGUGAAAUCCGCUCUCAUGACCACAGCGCGAGUGAAAGACGCAUCGCAACUUGUAGUGCAGCCAAUGCUGGGCAUUGAUUCAUAA